CUCAAACCAAUGAAGGUUUUUAUAUAUCUAUUAUAUUAAAUAAAGACUUUACAAGGGUCAAAGUCAACCCUCAAUAAGUUCAAACUUCAAACACACCAGUCUUGAUAACUUCAAAGUUCAAAAUAGCUACGAGAUCUUCAUCAAUGGAGGACAGAAAUGCUAACAUAAUCGGCGGUAUAUCUAUCAUCAAUCUCAUUGUAUUCAUCAUAAUUGCCAGAAUCAUUCUCAAACUCACCGAACCGUUUUUCUUGAUACUCGGAGCCUGUGUCGCUGCUAUCCUCGCCAUCAUCGUUUUCUACUUCAUCAGGCGCCGUUUUCAAAGCAGGAGGCGGAAUCUGGAGACUAUAAUUGCUUCCGAAGGUAAAGAGUUGCGAAUCGAGUAUAGUUUUCUCCGGAAGGUAGCCGGACUUCCGACGAAAUUCCGGUCAAAGGAGCUUGAAGAAGCCACCGACAACUGGAAGUCGAUGAUCGGACAAGGAGCUUCGGGAUCUGUUUUCAAAGGAAGCUUAAAGGAUGGUACGGCCGUUGCGGUGAAGAGGAUCCAACAUGGAGAGGAAAGAGGGGGAAAUGAAUUCAGAUCUGAAAUCUCCGCCAUAGCUAGCGUACAACACGUAAACCUUGUACGCCUCUUUGGAUACUGCGUUCAGAGUAACAAUCUCCAUUUUCUCGUAUACGAUUUCAUUCCAAAUGGCGCCUUAUCGAACUGGAUAUUCCCACGCCCUUCCUCCGCCGUGAUUAACAACAAUUGUGGCGGAUGCUUGUCGUGGCAACAGCGAUUGAAAGUCGCAACCGACGUAGCAAAAGCCCUAUCCUACCUACAUCACGAUUGCCGGUCGAAAGUCCUCCACCUCGACGUCAAGCCGGAGAACAUCCUCCUUGACAAAAACUACAACGCGAUCGUCUCCGACUUCGGAAUAUCAAAGCUCAUGAAUCCAGACGACAGUAGAGUCGUAGCAUCAAUGAGAGGUACAAGAGGCUACAUAGCUCCGGAAUGGUUGCUCGGCCUAGGAAUCUCGGAGAAAUCAGACGUGUUCAGCUACGGUAUAGUUUUACUAGAGCUCAUCGGCGGGAGGAGGAGCGUGAGGUCGAUUGACGUCGUCGACGGUAACGGAUCAAAGAGGAAGUUUGAGUAUUUUCCGAAGAUGGUGACGGAGAAAUUAAAAGCAGGAAAGAUCAUGGAAGUGGUUGAUCAACGGUUGUUAGAUCUCGGCGACAUUGAUGAAAACGAAGUAAGAAAAAUGGUGCACGUAGCGUUAUGGUGCAUACAACACAAGGCGAGACGGAGGCCGAGCAUGGUGCAAGUGGUGAAGUGGUUGGAAGGGCUGGCGGCGGUGGAGCAGCCACCGGAGACUACGAUGAUGGUGGUUGACCUACUUGCUAUAGGGAACGAUGAACAUGGUGACGAAGGGGGAUGGCAGAAUCGUAAUAAAAGAAGAAAGCCAGGGGUUGUUGCUAGAGUAGCUUCACAAAUAACUGGCUGCCUACCCUUGGCACCAAUUUCAACAACGUCGGCAUACAGGUCAAAAUCGUUCACCUAUACAAUGUCUAUAAUUACUCCUAGAUAGAUACUACAUAUUUUAUUAUUUUAUUUCAUUUCAUUUGAGUAAAAGUAAAACCGAAACGUGUCGUUUUUGAGUAAAAGAAACCCCUUUCGGUUUUAGGUUUUCUGGGUUUUGAUCAUUUUUAUAUUAUUUUUUUGGUUUGAAAACUGAAAAAUUAGUAUAACAACAGCUCAAUUAAAGUGUAUAUGUAAAGUAAUACAAAGAAAAAAUAACGGGUUUCGUGUUGCUA
Molecule: messenger RNA, 1791 nt
Organism: Lactuca sativa (garden lettuce)
Lineage: Eukaryota; Viridiplantae; Streptophyta; Magnoliopsida; Asterales; Asteraceae
Product: putative receptor-like protein kinase At5g20050
Biological process (GO): protein phosphorylation
Molecular function (GO): ATP binding; protein kinase activity
Source: RefSeq, a predicted model, not a curated record